Dothidotthia symphoricarpi CBS 119687 is the source of this 1589-nucleotide messenger RNA. RefSeq names its product carbohydrate-binding module family 50 protein. The record is from RefSeq and is a predicted model, not a curated record. Bases 74 to 1555 code for a protein of 493 amino acids. The transcript has 5 exons. NCBI's taxonomy places the organism in Eukaryota, Fungi, Ascomycota, Dothideomycetes, Pleosporales, Dothidotthiaceae.
CACACUCUCCCAAGGUUGUUACAACGCUCUAAAUGCCUCAAUCCCGCAAUGCCAUGGCUACUUCCGCUGGAUAAUGCAAAGUGACUGGUACGGCUCCUUGAACAACGUGACGUAUCAAAAUAUGCUCUGCAACCAGACUUGCGGAACAGCGUUCAAUAGCUACCGAUCAAAGAUAGUUUCAGGCUGUUCCAAGGAUCCCGAGCCGUUUCAAGGAAUUCCAGCCACGUAUUGGGCAGAUGGUGCUAUAUCUGCGUUCAACACCAUCUGUCUCAAAGACUCCAAGACAGGAGAGUACUGCACAGACUACACGGCGAAGUUGUACAACGGAACAACCCCAUUGGACGACAACGUCCUUAACUGGCCGCAGUCGCAAAUCUGCUCAUCUUGUAUGAUUGGUUUGUUUCGCCAACUUCAAAGUACACCAUAUUCCAAUUACGGCGACGGUCUCGCCAAGACGUGGGCCGAUGUACAGAAGAAGUGCGCGAUUUCGUACCCUACAGCGGUGCCUACCCUGCAGACAAAUGUCACAAACAGGUUUGGGUUCGCCAAUCCAGGAUCUGGAUACAACUACGGCUGCCUGACUGGCAAGACCUACAACGUAAAGGCGGGCGAGAACUGUGAGAUCAUCGCGGAAAGAAACAACGUGUCAACAGGGACCCUGAUAAGUAUCAAUCAACUGUUGCCUGACUGUAGUGACCUUCAAGGAGGCCAAAUACUAUGCCUGCCGUCAACAUGUCAAUCCUAUGUUGUCCAAAGCGGUGACACGUGCAUCUCGAUUGCAGAAAAGCGAAACCUACAGCUCCAUCAGAUCAUUGCAUGGAACCCGUCAUUGAACAACUAUUGCACGAACCUUCUUUCCGGCCGGAAUCUAUGUAUCAGUCCACCAGGCGGAACUACGAAAUUGACGACAAUUCCUGGAGCGACAGUGACUAACACCGCCAUCUAUGCGACGUCGACUGCCUCGCCGCCUAGCCCAAUAGCCUCGGGGACGACCAGAAAAUGCGGGUCGUAUUAUAUGGUCCAACAGGGCGAUUACUGUCAACUUGUUACCUUGAACCAAACGAUCUCGCUGGGUCUCUUCCUAGCUAUAAAUUCGGGGAUCGAUUCGCAAUGCAGCAAUUUGCAGCAGGGCAUGUAUUACUGCGUUUACCCUACUGCAGAUUGGAACACCACAACGAGCUCUGAAGUUGUUAGCCCACCAGCUGCGACCCCAACAGGAACGACUCCAACUUGUUACGAAUGGUAUGUCAUACAGACCGGAGACUACUGUGGGAAGGUUCAAGAGCGGUUUGCUAUUACUUUCCAGCAGUUGCAGUACUGGAACCCUUCGCUGCAAAGUGACUGUUCCAAUUUGCAGCUCAGCGUGGCAUAUUGCGUGCAUGGAGCCCAAGAGCCACCUUCUGCUAUUCGUAUGCCGGAACCAACAGGAAUUAAUGCUCAUAUCAAGAGGAUGUUUCGAAGGGGACCUGUGGAAACGGGUUCAUCGGUCGAGGGUGGCGUACCUAUCGGGUGGCCAUACCUGGACGCACCACGAUAUAAAAGAUCCGAUGAAUAAUGAACGAAAGCCUGCAUAGUAUAGCCAAACGCGU